AUGGACGACGACGAAUGGUUAUCAAAUUCGGAAUUUGCAGCGGACGUUAAUCCAUCUUUAUCAAAUUCGAUGGAUUUAUCGAAGAUGAUGAUACUGGUAGAAGGAAAUGGAACAGCCUUGGCUAUUUAUCCAUAUAACCCAGAGCUGGAGGAUGAACUUAAGAAAGAGGGUCGAGAAGUAGAGGUGGUGAUGAACUUACUAUCUUCAAAUUUAUAUUAUGAGAGAUUAAUGGAGUUCGUGGAUGGGCACCAAGUUGGUAUGUGCGAAUAG
Ambispora gerdemannii is the source of this 270-nucleotide messenger RNA. NCBI's taxonomy places the organism in Eukaryota, Fungi, Glomeromycota, Glomeromycetes, Archaeosporales, Ambisporaceae. The record is from the annotation of a GenBank genome assembly.